AAUUUUAAAAUAAAUCCCGAACCCCGGCGGUGCGUCAAUUCCUUUUCUCCUCUCCCGUUUGCCCUAAUACCCUUUCCACCUUCACCCCCAACUCCUCCUGGGGACAUCAAUCAGCGCCGUGCCGUCCCAAAACUCCGGUUACAGCGCCGAACGGCCAAGACAAAGCCCCCAGUUCCCAACUCCUUCCCCAGAUCUCGAUCUCCUACACUAGCUCCGUGCAAAUUCCAUUGACAGCUUCGAGGAGAAUUUUCCAUGCCUAUUUCUGUUGCAUCUGAAAAACUUGUCUAAAUACUCAGCAGAGGAUAGUGUUUCUGGAGAGUAAAAUGCACAAUCAAGUUGAUCGAGUAGAGAGCCAAAGCAGCUUUUCUUUGUUGUAUGAAUGCCAGGGAAAAUCAGCUCCCGAAGGAAGCAAAGGAUCUUUAUAUUUUCGUGAAGACUGUCUUGAGCAAAAACUUUUUGGAGAGGACAAUGAUGAAAUGUGCAAUGCUAGGACCAACCAAUCUGAUUUAUCUGAAUGCAUGGCUGAUGAACCCACACCAAGGCCGAGAAAUGUUGUGAAUGCUAAUGAAAAUGCUUGUUUGCAUGGGCAACAUGAGAGUUGUGAAGCAGAAGAAAACUUGAAGCAGAAUAGCAGCACAUUACAAGACUUGUAUCUUCAAGAAUAUUAUGAUGAUGAGGAUGAUGAUGAUAGCGACUGGGAACCUGUCAGUCAUUUUGUUAUCAAGAAGUGGUUUUGUGCUAACUGCACAAUGCCAAACUUCGAUGAUGUUUGUCACUGCGAUGUCUGUGGGGAGCAUAGAGAGUCAGAUUUCUUUAGAUAUGAUUUUUCCCAAUUGCAUGUUGGAGGAGAGGCAACGAACAGCUACCAAGGUGCAGAUUCAUCCUCAGAAACUUGUACAGCCAUAGGUUUUGAUGAGAGAAUGUUGCUUCAUUCUGAGGUUGAAAUGAAAUCACAUCCACACCCAGAGAGGGCUGAUCGCCUUAGGGCAAUUGCAGCUAGCCUUGCUGCUGCAGGAAUAUUUCCUGGAAAAUGCACCUUCAUACCACCUAGAGAAAUAACACAAGAGGCACUUCUGAUGGUCCACUCCUUGGAUCAUAUCGAAGCAGUUCAACAAACAAGACAUAUGCUUUCCAGCUACUUCACUCCAGACACAUAUGCCAAUGAACAUUCAGCAUGUGCCGCGAGACUUGCAGCAGGACUCUGUGCAGAUCUUGCUCGCACAAUUAUGUCUGGUCAUGCAAGGAAUGGUUUUGCUCUGGUUAGGCCUCCCGGGCAUCACGCAGGUAUAAAACAAGCCAUGGGUUUCUGCCUCCAUAAUAAUGCAGCAAUUUCUGCAUUAGCAGCACAGAGUGCAGGUGCCAAGAAAGUAUUAAUUGUUGAUUGGGAUGUACACCAUGGCAAUGGUACACAAGAAAUAUUUGAUGGGAAUAAAUCGGUAUUAUAUGUAUCUUUACAUCGACAUGAGGGUGGAAGGUUCUAUCCUGGGACUGGAGCAGCGUAUGAGGUUGGAACCAUGGGCGAAGGAUACUCCGUGAAUAUUCCUUGGAGCUGUGGGGGUGUUGGGGAUGAUGAUUAUAUUUUGCCUUUUCAGCAUGUUGUGCUUCCUAUAGCUUUAGAAUUUGCUCCCGACAUCACCAUUAUAUCAGCAGGAUUUGAUGCAGCAAGGGGUGAUUCCCCUUGGUUGUUGUGGGAUGUGACCCCUGCUGCUUAUGCACAGAUGACACAGAUGCUGACUGGUCUCUCAGGGCAAUUAUUGGUUAUACUCGAGGGGGGUGGGUUCAUAGCUCGCUUCAUUGGUUGGUUACUUAAAGUUAUAUUUUUGUGAUUUAUCAACUGUAAGUAACUAGUAUAUUGUUCUCCUUCACGCUACAUCUCCGAUCAAUAUAUCUUCGGCUACAGCAGUGGUUAAGGUGUUGCUCGGUGAAGUUCCUGGUUAUGAUAUGAGUAACGUUGUUCCAUCAAAAGCAGGCCUGUAUACUGUUCUGCAAGUCCUGAAAAUUCAACUGAAGUAUUGGCCGAGUUUGAAACAAAGUUAUACAACUCUGCAGUCACAAUGGGGAUUGGUUUCUCAAACAAUAGAAACCAGAUGAAGAAGAGGCGGCGUUUAGUCGGUCCAUUAUGGUGGAAAUGGGGAAGUAAAAGGUUUGUUUAUGAACUAUUAUAUGGCAGUUUCCGUUUGAAUGGGCGGGCACAUGUAAAAAGAAUCUGUUGAUACCAUGUUGCUAUGUCGCCUGUGUACCAAUGCAUUAGUUUGAUGAUGAACAUGGAAUUCUUGGAUGAGGUUAUCGGUGAAGAUUGCAAACUUUCCCCAAACAAAACUUUUUCCUGCUCAAAAUGGAAGAUAGUUGUCUAGAUUUAAACCAGAGUUUUUCCAUUGAAUCGUAAACAUUUACUUGCAAAAGUUGUUUUACUUCAUGGUGGUGUUAAA
Phoenix dactylifera (date palm) is the source of this 2429-nucleotide messenger RNA. The record is from RefSeq and is a predicted model, not a curated record. Lineage: Eukaryota; Viridiplantae; Streptophyta; Magnoliopsida; Arecales; Arecaceae.